This is a messenger RNA of Acomys russatus (golden spiny mouse), 1461 nucleotides long. It is a transcript of the gene Necap1, whose product is annotated as NECAP endocytosis associated 1. The transcript has 8 exons. NCBI's taxonomy places the organism in Eukaryota, Metazoa, Chordata, Mammalia, Rodentia, Muridae. Bases 57 to 881 code for a protein of 274 amino acids. Gene Ontology annotation, biological process: endocytosis. The record is from RefSeq and is a predicted model, not a curated record. Gene Ontology annotation, cellular component: clathrin vesicle coat; membrane.
GGCAUCUCAGCCCGCCUCCGCCCGUGCCCCGCCCCCGCGGCGCUAGCCGAGCCAAGAUGGCGACCGAGCUGGAAUACGAAUCUGUGCUGUGUGUGAAGCCCGACGUCAGCGUCUACCGGAUUCCGCCGCGGGCCUCCAACCGCGGCUACAGGGCCUCUGACUGGAAGUUAGAUCAACCUGAUUGGACUGGUCGCCUCCGAAUCACUUCAAAAGGGAAGAUUGCCUACAUAAAAUUGGAGGACAAAGUUUCAGGGGAGCUCUUUGCUCAGGCACCGGUAGAGCAGUACCCUGGCAUCGCUGUGGAGACAGUAACAGAUUCCAGCCGCUACUUUGUGAUCAGGAUCCAGGAUGGUACCGGGCGCAGCGCGUUCAUUGGCAUUGGCUUCACAGAUCGGGGAGAUGCCUUCGACUUUAACGUUUCCCUGCAAGAUCACUUCAAAUGGGUAAAACAGGAAACUGAGAUUUCUAAAGAAUCACAGGAAAUGGAUAAUCGUCCCAAGUUGGAUUUAGGCUUCAAGGAAGGACAGACCAUCAAAUUGAGUAUUGGGAACAUUACAACCAAGAAAGGAGGUGCCCCUAAGCCCCGGGCCACAGGGGCUGGAGGCCUGAGCUUACUCCCACCUCCACCUGGAGGCAAAGUCACUGUUCCCCCACCAUCCUCAGUUGCUAUCAGCAAUCACGUCACCCCACCACCUAUUCCAAAAUCUAACCAUGGAGGUAAUGACGCAGAUGUCCUUUUAGAUUUGGAUUCUCCUGCUCCUGUCACGACCUCAGCACCAGCUCCAGUUUCUACAAGCAAUGACUUGUGGGGAGACUUCAGCACUGCAUCCAGCUCUGUUCCAAACCAGGCACCUCAGCCAUCCAACUGGGUCCAGUUUUGAAUAGCGUUGGCAGGAAGCUAAGGACACUUGAAGAAUAAAAGUAACCUCAAGGGCACCGUUCUGUGAGGGCGCUGAGGGACCGCCUCAUUUCCCAGAACCAAAUCAGUGGACAAUCCUUUCCAUAGCUUCUCUGUCCCAUCCAGGCUGGACUUUUUUUUGUUACCUCUGUGUUACUUGCUGUACAGCCAGGAGACAAUCUGCUGUUUCCUGCUCAUGACCAAGGCAGGAGAGUGGUGGGGACAGUCGCACUGGCUGACGUACAGAGCUCAGAAGGCCAGCUUUGUGAGCGGGAGUGACCUAACAUCUGUAAAGUCUUGACCUUAUUUCAGAGUCAUCUCACAAUUCCUGUGUGUCUCUUGUGAUGCUCUAGUUAGCAAUUUCAGGAGAGACAAAUGCCUUGAAAUGCCUCCUCCAACCUAAGAUAAAAACGAACAGGCUGGCCAGUACUUACAAAGUCAGGGUUUUUGUCGGGGUAGGUUUGGAGAAAGCUGUGUCCUGAAUCUAUUCUGUAAGCCUCCUCCAAGGCUUACUGCAUUCAGUGAGCAUCCAGUGCUGGGUACAGCUCCUUCACCUUCUUGUG